AUGACGAGUUUACAUUAUGACGUAAAUCGGAUAAACGCGGGAGGAGAUGAAUGUGUGGAUGAUCUUUUCCAGGUCAUCAAACUGGAGGAAUUGUUUUAUUUUAGCGAUUUAAUAGUUUUCAAAUUUAAACCAUUUUGUUUCCUUGUAGGCCAUGGCCCUCUGAAAACUCUCCCUGUUCAAGGACAGCGUCUUUAUUAUUCUCCAACCAGGACAACCUGCACCACUUGGGGCUAUGAACAUUUCCGAACCUUUGACAAUUUCAUUUAUGGAUUCUCAUCCACCUGCAACUAUGUCUUUGUCAGUGACUGCUCAGAAACCCUUGGAGCUUUCAACAUUCAGAUCCGGAGAGGAAAGCUUGGAUUAUUAAAAAGAAUUUCAAUCAAUAUCUGGGGUAUCUUGAUCAUAAUCGAGAAUGCAAAGAUCACUGUAAAUGACAAUGCCAUUAUUAAGCUACCGUAUAAUUUAAAUGGAAUACAGAUCAAAUUGUUUGGAGAUGGCACCAGACUGGCUACAAAACAGAAGGGUUUGGAUCUCGUUGCCACCUGGAAUAACAUUGACUACCUGAUGGUUGAACUUGGAAAUGACUACAGAGGCAAAACAUGUGGACUUUGUGGAGAUUUCAAUGGCCACCCUCGGCUAAAGGAGUUCUCCCAGGGAGGGAAGAAAAUUCCAAUCUACAAGUUUGCCAGUAAAUAUCAAUUGGAUGAUCCUUCAGAAAUGUGUGAACUCAUGAACCAACCAAGAAUAAAAGAUGGUCUUACUGAAUAUGUGAGUAUAUUAAAUGAGAUAUUUGAACAUAUAAUCUGGACCAGGCAAGGAUGCUUAGGCAGCAAGGUUGCAUAGAGGAAGGGAUACUGCCUUACAGCGCCAGAGACCCGAGUUCGAUCCUGACUAAAGGUGCUUGUGUAGGAGGUGAACUGCAGAUGCUGGUUUACACUGAAGAGCGACACAAAAUGCUGGAGUAACUCAGCGGGACAUGCAGCAUCUCUUGCUAGAAGAACUGCAUGAUGUUUCGGGUCAAGACCCUUAUUCUCCGCGAUCUGUAUGUGUUUUCCACAAGAUCUUCGGUUUCCUUCCACACUCCAAAGAUGUACAAAUUUGUAGGUUAAUUGGCUUGGUAUAAAUGUAACAUUGUUCCUAGUGCGUAUAGGGUAGGGUUAAUGUGCAGGGAUCGCUGGUCAGUAUGGACUUGGUGGGACGAAGGGCUGUUUCCGCACUGUAUCCCUAAACUAACCUAAACUAACAUCCUGACUUUCAUACUCAACAUCCUAACUGAUGAAGGUCGAUCAUAAAUAUUCUUUACAACUCCAUCCACUUAUGUUGCCCUUUGAGCGAGCAAUGGAUUUGCACACCAAGAUCCUUUGUCCCUUAAGCAGAUUUAACUGAACUAAACUUCAUGAACAAUGUGUUGUGUGCACUGAGCAUGUCAUCUAGACGAUUUGAACAUUAUAUGGAUGAGCGUAUAGGCUAUGUAAUUUAUUUGGCUUGCACAUCAUGUGAACUGCAGGUGUACAUUAAUUUGGGUAAUGAAUAAGUUUGAUGGAUAGCAAAAAUAUUAUGUGGUUUGCCAUUCUUAGAUAGUAUGAGAAAUUAAGAGAAAUUAAGAGAAGUUAAUGAGAUGUUAAGUAGUAUUUUUCAAGUUAUGUGCUAACCUUUUGCCUGGCAAUUCAAGUUGUCCAGAUGAUUAUCUUGUUUGCCCAUAUUCCAAUGACAAUGUCACAGCAAAAAUACUCAUAAAUCUUUUAUUUCUGGCAGUACAAAGUCAUACAAUAUGAAUAUUUUAAAAGUCAACUCCUGUGGUUUAACUGUGAUUUUAAUAUCAAGAACAUAAGUUCUAAAAUACUUUGUACAUUUAUGGAAAAGCAUGACUGUCCGUGACAGUUUUGAUGAAACGAUUGAUGCAUGUCCCAUGUACAUUUUGUGACACUUUAUUGUACGGUAAGCGCCAUCCAAUAGUUGCAACGUGCUUAAAUUGCAUCCGUCCCCUGCUGUUGAGGACGGAUCCUCUGUGUCCUUCAAUGCCCUUCUCCCAGAUAGAACAACAUCCAUGUCUGGCCAUUGCACAGCAUAAGCUAGUGUUUAUUUGACCAAAACAUAAACUGCCGGAGCAAGGUCCUCAACUUUCACCCCACCAGCCUCCAUACCUGACACAUUAUUUCCCCACAUUUCACCCAUUGUACACAAUCAGUCUAAAGAAGUGACCCGGCCCAAAACAUUCCCUGCCCAUUCCCUCCACAGAUGCUGCCUGACCAGCUGAAUCCCUUGGGCAAAUAUACUGU
This is a messenger RNA of Leucoraja erinaceus (little skate), 2279 nucleotides long. Its product is annotated as mucin-6-like. Gene Ontology annotation, cellular component: extracellular matrix. NCBI's taxonomy places the organism in Eukaryota, Metazoa, Chordata, Chondrichthyes, Rajiformes, Rajidae. The record is from RefSeq and is a predicted model, not a curated record. Bases 1 to 843 code for a protein of 280 amino acids. The transcript is spliced from 7 exons.